AGCACGCACCGCUGCCAAACAGCUAGCCUCGACAAGAGCACGUUGUGGCGAAGCGCUUCAUAGCGAAACAGUUCGAGUCUCAACACCAGCCGUCAGGCUCUCGUAUUGUGCGACUCACCUACUCUCGCUCGAAACAAGCCGAGCUUUCUAACAGACGAGGCUCGAGCGUACUCCGUAGUGGUCUACCUCUAGUGCGUGUUUCUACACAUGCUUUCGGAAUCGCGUCUGGAGCGGAGCAACGCCACCGUGUCGCCGGAGACUGUUGAGACCUAUGGGUCGGAGUGCUAGUGGUGGAUGUCAGUGAAUGGCGUGAGACAUAGAAGGACCUCUGUAAGCCGGGACUUGAAUCGGCUCCAAUUCGGAACCGUGGGAGGGAUACCUCCGGCUCAGACAGAGCCACCAAAGGACAACAGUUCAUGAUCUCUUGGAUCUUGGACCUCGGUUGCAAGCCGACGCUCGAUUGAGAAUAUUCAAUCGGAUUCGGAAAGGAAACUCGACAAAAUCGUGAAUCGAAAUGUCGUCCCCGUCGUCGGAAGUCGGAGUCGAGUCUCCGCGUUCAAAUUUCUUGUCUCGAAUGCUCUCCGGCAUCUACUCGGCGUACAGCAACUUGAAUGGAGCAACACUGACGGGAGCUAUUGACGUGAUUGUCGUCGAGCAUCAAGACGGAUCUCUGCACUGUUCGCCUUUCCACGUCCGUUUCGGCAAAGGCAGCGUAUUAUCAAGCAAAGAGAAGGAGGUCGAAAUCAGCGUGAAUGGCGAAGCCGUUGACGGUGUACAGAUGCUAUUGGGCGACUCGGGCGAGGCUUUUUUCGUAGAAGAAGUGCCAGAGAUCGAAUUCGCUGCUUUCCAAGCGCAGCAGAGCGAGCAGCUUGAUGGCGCCCCGAAAAAAGUGACCGAGGUCAGCCCCCCGAGUAAACGGGUCGUCGGACGGAAGAAAUCUGUGUACUGUAAAUCGGUCCAGGAGAGACGCGACGAGAUCGCAAACCAUCUCAUUUGCCACGAAGAAGACACCGAAUCGCCGAGAAAGUCGGAUCUGGGCAAGAGCCCUAGCCGAGCAGUACAGCGACGGAAAAAAUUCACGAAAACUCGUAGCGAUACCCUGCAGUGUAGUCAAGAUGAUUCUUCGACGGACGAAGAAAUGUUCAAUUUCGAAUUCGACUCGAACGAGAACGAUUCAACUAGUCGCGGCAACGCACAUCGACAGCGCAGGUCGGGACUCCUCAGCCUGAAGUCCAUGGAGAAACAGCUCAAGUUCCAGAUCACCGAAGACGUUAUCCCUCGGCUCUCGCUCCAGAUCUGUUCCGAAGCUGAACUCUCGGACCAUGAGCUCAGCGAGGUCGGGAGAGUUUCGGCGGCGAAGUCCGACACCGAGCUGGACCGCAGCGAUUUCGAUGAUGCCAACUGGGGAUGGGGCAGACUCCCGAUGAUGGACGGUGAAUUCCCUCUCGUGGGAAAUAAGCUUUCAACUCCCAAUCGACGUCCCAGUCGGAAAUCAGUCGGGAACCGCCAAAGUUCCCCGCCUGCUCAGUCGAAAACCAAAGGAAGCUCUCCGACGAGUGGACAACCUCCGAAGCAUUCGCCCGAGAGCAAAAGCGUCGAGAAGAAGAUUUCAGGCGAAGUUUUCCUGGAUGAACUUCUACCUGCCGCUCAGAAAGAUCCGAAGAUAUCAGAGAAAUACUUUGGAAGACCUCGAUCAACGUCAGAAAUUCCCCGAAGGAGAUCUCGCGAUUUGCCGGAUGAUCUCGCUCUUUCGUUAUGCGGGGGCCUAAGCUCGGCAGAGAACGGGGACGACCCGGGCCUUGAGGCAUUCGAGCACUGCCGAGUAACUUUCGACGCGCUGUGCGCAGAUCCAUCCAUUGUGGACAAUCCGUCACUCGUUGUUCGUAUCGGGGGCGAUUUAUAUAGUUGGAAAGCGGCGGCUCCUCUAGUGGCCUCCUUGCUGGUCUUCAAGCGCACCCUUCCAUCGACCGUGAUUUCCGCUGUUCGGGAAAGACACAUGAAGAAUCGAAACAGUCCGGCAAGUUCCACAGCUUCUUCUCCUGGGAACACGAGUGGAUGGUGGUUAUGGCGGAGCAGCGUCAGUCAUCUAUCGGACUCAGGGGUCAGCGCCGACGAAACAUCGUCUUCCAGGGCAAAAACUGAGACUCCAUCAGUAAACAUCGUCAAGACAGCUCCCGAGCAGAGCCAGGAGUACAGGGAGUGGGUGGGCUCCCACGAAGAGGUCCUGACGAGAGUGUGCGGCACUCCAUUCCGUAAAACGCUGCGUCUCACUUCGGAGAAGCUUAAACAGUUGGGAUUGGUUCCCGGACGCAAUGACGUGGAAUUCAGUGUCACCACAUCCUUGCAAGGAACCACCCGAUGCACUUGCCACAUCUUUUUAUGGCACGAGACGGACAAAGUUGUCAUUUCGGAUAUUGACGGAACAAUAACCAUUUCUGACAUCCUCGGUCACGUGAUGCCGAUGCUUGGCAAAGGUUGGGAGCACUUGGGAGUCGCCACCCUCUUCAAUAAAGUCGCAAACAACAACUACAAGUUUAUAUACUUGUCUGCGAGAGCCAUCGGCCAGGCGGGGAUGACCCGGGGAUAUCUGAAAUCCAUCCGACAGGACAGCCUAUCGCUUCCCGAGGGUCCGGUGUUGCUGAAUCCCACGUCGCUCCUCAAUGCAUUCCAUCGCGAGGUUAUCAUAAAGCGACCGCAGGAUUUCAAAAUAUCUUGUCUGAAGGACAUAAUGUCGCUCUUCCCCAUGGAUUCGAGACCUUUCUACGCAGGAUUCGGAAAUCGCCUGACCGACGUGCUGUCGUACCGAGCCGUUUCGAUCGAGACUCAGCGGAUUUUCACAAUAAAUCCCAAAGGCGAGCUGACCCGAGAGUUGGUAGCUACGAGCGCCGCCGUCACCCUUGGAAGCGAGAGCUCAAACAUCACGGAAAGUGGGGACGACUCGUCUCAGUCCCAAGCGAACUCGAGCUACAAAGCCUUAUCGGACAUCGCGGACGAGAUCUUCCCACCCCUAGUCAAGCCCCAAGCAGGCGGAGCCUGAUCCGAUUCAUCUGAAUCAGCAUAUGGACAUCAUAGUGAUUUUCGAAAAUGUAAAUAACGAACGAUUCUCAUGGACAGAAUUCGAAGGAAACUCUUCCGCCGGAGCUGAGAGGGAAAAUAUCAUGGUUGCCGAUCCUCUGGAAUGAGAUCGUCGCAUUUGACGUGCUCAGUAAAAUCUGCGUCACUCUAAGCAGCCGUUCGCUGUAAUUUUCGACACUAA
Messenger RNA from Galendromus occidentalis (western predatory mite), 3256 nucleotides. RefSeq names its product phosphatidate phosphatase LPIN2. The record is from RefSeq and is a predicted model, not a curated record. Bases 515 to 3037 code for a protein of 840 amino acids. The transcript is spliced from 15 exons. Gene Ontology annotation, cellular component: nucleus. Gene Ontology annotation, molecular function: phosphatidate phosphatase activity; transcription coactivator activity. NCBI's taxonomy places the organism in Eukaryota, Metazoa, Arthropoda, Arachnida, Mesostigmata, Phytoseiidae. Gene Ontology annotation, biological process: triglyceride biosynthetic process; cellular response to insulin stimulus; positive regulation of transcription by RNA polymerase II.